Messenger RNA from Gadus macrocephalus (Pacific cod), 3142 nucleotides. RefSeq names its product RPA1 related single stranded DNA binding protein (gene radx). The record is from RefSeq and is a predicted model, not a curated record. Gene Ontology annotation, molecular function: single-stranded DNA binding. The transcript is spliced from 16 exons. Gene Ontology annotation, cellular component: replication fork. NCBI's taxonomy places the organism in Eukaryota, Metazoa, Chordata, Actinopteri, Gadiformes, Gadidae. Bases 326 to 3025 code for a protein of 899 amino acids. Gene Ontology annotation, biological process: regulation of DNA repair.
GGAGCUAUGUAAUAUCGCGAUGUGUUACAGAACGAUUCAAACGCCUCCGUAAGAUGCGGCGGGAAUUAAAAGAAACCGACGUACGACCUAAGAAAAUGAAUGGAUUUAAUGUAUCUGUUAGACGAAACUAAGGCGAAACAUAAUAAAUAAAAAAUUGGAAGUCGGGGAGAAAACGGUUCGUUAGGUUAGCGUGACGUCGGCGGGGAGCUACCGUUAAUACUUCCUGGGUUUGUAAACAAACCAUCCGCAGGUUUGUAAAAAUCGAUAAGAAAGAAGAAUUAUAGCGAUAUUAAAUCUUAAAACAUUAGCGUGUAGGUGGUCUGUGAUGGAGAGCGCCCCGGCUGGCGCUGCGUCAUCACUCAGUACUAACAUAAACAAUAACAACAGAGUGAGUGACUUUCCUGCCCCAGAAACGACUUUAGAACAACUAUUCUCCUCUCGGUCUCUGAAAGUCACGGUGGACGACGGGGUGCCCGUGGCCGUUAUCUCCGUCCAGAGGUAUCUAUCGGAGAAGGUUUUCUGCAGUGAUCAGCCCCACGAUCCACAUGACAGCUACACCUACGACGUGACGGUGACGGACGGCGUGCGGAGGACCAGAGGCGUCCUCCACCGCAGUCUGAACCGGCUGGUCCACAGCAACACCCUACGCCCCGGGGUGCAGAUCCGCAUCACCGGCUGCUCCUUCGUGUACAACGAGCAGCGGCUGGGCCAGGGCCACAUCUGCAUCGAGAAGGUCCAAUGCGAUGAAGGGGCGAGGAGGAGUCCGCUUCUGGACGGCCUCAAGGACCUGGGUUGUCUGUCGGUGCUGACCAAGCAUGGCAUGGAGAACGUCGGGGUGCGAGAUGACUUUCCUCUCAAGACGAGCAGCAAACAUUACCUCCCUCUCUGGAACAACGAAGACCCAGAAGGAGAGCAGUGGUUUCCCCCGCGCACCACGCCUGACCUGGUUCUGGACGUGUCUAGCGUCACGUUGCUGUGCGACCUGGAGUCGUCGCUGGGCUACGCGCGGGGAGGCCCGCCCCUCCUGGUCAGGGUCAUCCAUAAGUCCAGGCUGCGGUACUACGGGAAGUGUGACAUCGUCGACGCGAAGAAGAAGGCGGACUACCCCUACCACGCGUACCUGGAGGUGGCGGACCAGAGCGGGGCCAUGUCGCUGGUGCUGUGGAGCGAGCUGUGUCUGGACUGGUACCACAGCCUCCACGUGGGAGCCGUCCUCUACAUCCACAAGUACACCGUCAAGGACAGCUACGCCAACAGGUCCCGCCCCCAGAUGGAGCACCACUGCCUCAGGGUGUUCAGGUCAAAAGAGAUCUCCCUGAACCGCCGCAGCACGGCCCCGGUUCUCUCCGUGGUUCCUCAGAAGAACCUCCCGGUCCAGUGGGGGCUGCCGGACGUGGCCUACAGGUUCACCUGCAGGUCCGAGUUGGAGAACCUGGCCCCCAACACGGCCUGUGAUGUCAUCGGUCUGGUGACGUUCGUCGGCCGCGUCCAACGAAUCAGAUGCCAGGGUGACAAGGGGCCCGAGAAGUUCUGGACGUACCGCUGGGUCCACGCGCUGGACGGCUCCUCUCAGCGGCCGUUCAUCCUGGAGAUCUUCUCCUGCUCCCAGCCCGAUGUCUUCCACGCCAUCUGCCCCAUGACCUACCUGGUGUGCACCCAGAUGAGGGUGUGUCCGGGGGCGUCGGCUCCCUUCCUCACCUCCAGCUGUGAGACGCAAAUCUUCAUCACAGGCCACCACCGAGGACAGCCGUACGUGUCUGACCCCCGGGUGAAGGAGUUCAUCAGGUGGACCAAGACCCUGAAGGACGGAGCGGUUCUGGACAAGACCCUUGUGGGGGGCCACUACUGCUACCCCCCGGCCCCGCCCGUCUUCACACAGCCCCUGCACAACGGCUCCGUUCCGGUGGUGCUGGUGGCGGCGAGCGACCUGAAGGGGGCGCUAGAGUCCCUCCGCUACCGGGAGCACAAGCGGCUCGCUGUCCAGGGGCUCAUCACGGCCGUGCGAUACGUCCGGCUGCACCCCGACCCUUCGGAGCCGAACACCGACCCUUCGGAGCCGAACCCCGACCCUUCGGAGCCGAACACCGACCCCUCGGAGCCCAGCGGGGGAGAGGUAUCAGGUGAGGCUUCAGCGGGAACUUCAAGAGCUUCAACAGCGACAUCGGCAUCAGAACAUCCCGAUGUUGGACAAACGAAGAACGGGACUAGAGGUGGAACAGCGCCCUCUGGUGUCGCGUCCCCGUCGAUCACAAGGAGGACUACCCCUAAAAAGAGAAGUUUCCAUCGCUUCUACUUGACUCGAGCCAAGAUGAGAACAAAAAGGCUAGCAGGGGGGCCCGUCAGCCCGGACCCCCCAGAGGUCAGCAGCUCAGGGUCUGACUCGGACCUCCUGGACGUGGGGAGCACCCGCCAGGAAGGAUCGGUGGGACCCCCCCCCCCCUGUCUGUGCCCCCCCCCAGCAGCAGAGCAGAGCCCGCCGCUCCGCUGGGAGAGCCGUGAUUGGUCGAGGCAGCGCGGGGAGGUGUCGACCCACCUGUGUGGGGAGGGGCUUCAGCCGGACAGCCUGGCCCGCCGGUUCUCCCUAGAGGAGAGGAGCGCCCUGCUGGCCUGGAGCGGACUCCCCUCCUCCCACUGGACCCCCCCGGACCCCCAGCCCGGCCGGGCCGCCCCCCCGGGGGCCGGGGCCCCAGGGGGGCGGCCCCCGGGGUACUACCACGCCACCAUACUAGGCAUCAACCAGCAGGUGGCGCUGGACGCGGCGUUCUGCCCGGUGGUGUCGUCAGCAGACCCCCGGGCCGAGGGGCUCCCGCUGGACCCCCACGGGAACUCCCUGCUCUCCCUCCUCUCCGCCGGCUUCCUGUGCCCUCUGGGUGACCCCGUGACCCCCGACCUCCCCUCCCCAGAGGAGGUCCUCCAGACGGCCGGGGAGCUGGAGGGGGCCCACCUGCUGUGCGUCCUGGACCUCUGCCACCUGGGGGGCGACCGGGUGGAGGUGCUGCUCAGCAAGGUGUACCGGGUCACCUAGGGGGCCGUCGCCCAGGGAACCACCCGCCCGGGGACCCCCGGCCCCCCGUCACCGGGCCCUCGUUGGUCAUUAGGAGGUUAACGUGUUGAUUUAACAUUAAAACGUUUUUUAACUAAA